AUGUUGGUACUAAAAUACAAUAAAAUUUCUUCGGACCAUCUCAUAACCAUUGAAUCGACGAUGCUUAAAUUCAUCGAUGGCAAAUUACCAAAUACCGGAAUGGACUUCAAAGUCUGGGACUGGUCAAUACCAGAAUUAUAUGGCAUCUUGAUAGGAAUGUUUGUAAAACUAAAUCUACAGGAAACCCUCAAUAUCACAACCUCAGAAAUACUUGACUUUAUAAUCGAAGUUGACCAAGGAUAUCUACACACAUCAUAUCAUUCAUUCUACCACGCAGUGGACGUCGUAGCUGUAUUAUAUUACAUGUUGACAGAAUUAGGAGCUGGAAAAUUCCUCACCUCUUUAGAUUGUAUCAUAUUAUUAAUAGCUGGGUUAUGUCACGAUAUUGGUCAUGCUGGUUUAAAUAAUGUGUAUCAAGUAAAUGCUAGAACAGAAUUAGCUAUUCGAUACAAAGAUCAAUCGGUGUUAGAAAAUCAUUCAUGUACACUUACGAUGAAUAUCCUAACAAAACACAAACUAUUACGGAACGUGCACACAUGUCGGACAGAAUAUUAUGGCAUGCCACCAAACCAGGUCGAUGAAUCUCUAAGAAACCUAAUAACAAAAACGAUACUGGCAACUGAUAUGAUUUUCCACUAUGAUCUCAUGGAAAAUCUCAAUACAAUGAUUGAACAAAUGUGGUCGCCGACAAGUUCAGCAGAAAAUUCUGGAGACGAAAGUGAAAGUUAUCCAAAUUCGCCAGUCUCUUCAGUUGCCUCAUCGCCUGCAUCAUCAUCGUUACUAUCGAUGUCACCUCUGGGUCAAAGUAGCAGUAACGCAAUAUACGAUUCCGAUAAUAGUUCACAAUCAUCCCCGAGAAGUUCGAUAAUGGUUACACUCGAUGCUGAUCAACGUGAACUUUGGUGUAAAGUAUUAUUACAUGCGGCAGAUCUUAGCAACACCGUCCGACCUUGGGAAAUAUCAAAACGAUGGUCAGAUAUGGUAGUCGAAGAGUUCUUCUUGCAAGGAGAUCUUGAAAAGAAGAACAAUUUGCCAGUUUCACCAAAUAUGGAUCGUAAACAAACACAUCAAUCUCAAAUUAGUUUGGGAUUUGGUGAUUUGGUGGUUAAACCAUUUUUCGAAGCAUUCGCUGCAUUCUUGCAACCUGCGACUAUUUUCUUGAAUAUUCUCAAAGAUAAUCGUGGCUAUUGGGAUGCAUUAUCAAAAGAACCUCAACCAGAACCAAAAACCUCGGACAACGGAAAACUGCUGUCAGCUAAAGCAGCAAACAACGCUCGUCGUGUUAGCUUGGCUGCUGGUCUAUUAAUUAUUCCAGAUGAUAUACACGAUAAAAUGCGUAAUUUGCCACGCCCUCAGAGAUAUCGUAAACUAAAACGAAGUCUUUCCGGCAGAUCAUUUAGUCAUCACUCUUUAGUAUCAGGAAAUGGUAAUAACGGUCAUCUACAGAAUGAUCAUUUAGGCGAUGACCUGGAUGAUGACCAAUAUAUAAAACCGACACGUCGGAAAUCUGCCGGUCCAAAUUCAACACUUUCUGGGCAAGUGACCGAAAUUAAUCCCACUUCCAAUAGUGCUCUUUAUCAAAGACGUGUUGGUCGCGUGAGACGUAGUAGUUCACUGGAUCAAAACAUGAUUCGACAGAUUACUGCAUAUUACGGAACCAGAGGCGAUUUUCCUUCGCCUAUGGAACAAAGGGCUGUAGUGGCAGGAAGUUAA
Messenger RNA from Ambispora gerdemannii, 1713 nucleotides. The record is from the annotation of a GenBank genome assembly. Lineage: Eukaryota; Fungi; Glomeromycota; Glomeromycetes; Archaeosporales; Ambisporaceae.